Molecule: messenger RNA, 837 nt
Organism: Podospora anserina S mat+
Lineage: Eukaryota; Fungi; Ascomycota; Sordariomycetes; Sordariales; Podosporaceae
Exons: 2
Coding region: 1-837 (278 amino acids)
Source: RefSeq, a predicted model, not a curated record
AUGAAAGUAAGAAAAGUAAGAAAAGGUAAGCCAAAGAACUUUGUUUCCAUACGGUGCCCAUCCUCUUCCACUGCAACCCCUUCCCCCGAAACAUCAAAUCAUCAACAACAACCUACUUCCUCAAGACGAAGACUGAUCGUGAAUGUCAAGGAUGAACACGGACUGGCGGAUAAACCCCUCAUCCCCGGUAGACUGCUGAAGGCGAAGCCGGGCGUCAUUGAGCUUGAUGCUGACGGUGCGGUCCUGGGUGGCGGUGAAGCUCUGGCUGUAGGUGAACCGGUCCACCUCGUUGAAGCCAACAGCGGUAGGUCCGACAAACUCGAGCGCGGGAGGGUCGGUCUCGCCAGUGGGACGUCCCACGGUGGUGGGGGAGAUCACGUAGUUGCGCUGCACAAAGGCGGAAACACCCGCCUCUGGCAACGAGACAUCGCCGAUGAGCGUGGCGACAGCGUUGACGGUGCUACGGCCGACGGGGUGCGUUACGCGGAAGUCGAGAGAGCAGAAGGUCUCGCGGGGGAUGGGGAGCUGGGCGAAGAAGCGGUCAAGUGUGACCUCCACGGACCUGUUGUCGGCGCUGAAGACGGGGCGGAUGGUGGCCGAGUUGCACCCAUCGCCAGUGGCAAUGAUUUGGCGUGUGAACACGACACCUUGAGCCAGUGCGGUGGCGGGGAGGAGAAGAGUGGUGAUACCGAGGAACUUCAUCUUGAGGACUUGAGGCCGAGGGUUGUGCUCCUACUUAUGCUCGAGACCCGCGGGGUUCCAAACAGAAAGAUCACCACAAUAUCAGCGGCAUUCGAAGCCUGCCCGCUUUACUCGUACGCUUCACAUGAUCUGUAA